UCAACUUUAAUAAUCAGAUAACACUCCAACAAAACGAUCUUUCUUGUUUUCUUCCCCUUUGUCUUUUCCCUUCACCUUUUCUCCAACAGCUGCCACCUCUUCUCCUUUCCCAUCUCCGCUCCAUGAUUCAAGAUUCAUGGAGGAAUCUGAAGUUUUGAUUUUUCGCAAGUGGCCUCAAUUUUCUUGACCUUUUUGUUGCACCGAUUUGGGAUUUUUCUGCGCCCACCAAAGCUGUGACCUUUUCGAGGCUUCUAUGGCAGGAAACUGGGACUCGAGCUACGAGCAGGGGGGGCAGUCAGAUGACAGCCACCAUUUCGACAGAUUACAUCUUGAGCCGAUCUACGACGCAUUCAUAUGCCCCUUGACGAAGCAGGUGAUGCGAGAUCCUGUGACCUUGGAGAACGGGCAGACAUUCGAGAGAGAGGCCAUCGAGAAGUGGUUCAAGGAGUGCCGGGAGAACGGGAGGAAGCUGGUGUGCCCGUUAACGCUGAGGGAGUUGAGAAGCACAGAGCUAAAUCCGAGCAUAGCGUUGAGGAACACGAUUGAGGAAUGGAACGCGAGGAACGAGGCGGCUCAGAUCGACAUGGCUCGUAGAUCCUUAUCCCUGUCGACCCCGGAGAGUGAUAUCAUACUGGCUCUGAAGUUCGUCCAGGACCUCUGCCUGAAAAGCCACUCGAACAAGCAUGUGGUCCGCCACGCGGAGCUGAUACCCAUGAUUGUCGACGUACUGAAGAGCAGCAGCCGGAGGGUCCGGUGCAAGGCUCUGGAAACGAUUCGGAUCGUGGUGGAGGACGACCCUGAUAAUAAGGAUAUAAUGGCAGAGGGCGACACGGUAAGAACGGUGGUGAAGUUCCUGUCGCACGAGCAGUCGAAGGAGAGAGAAGAAGCUGUUGCUCUGCUGUAUGAGCUCUCUAAAUCAGAGAGACUCUGUGAGAAGAUUGGAUCAGUAAAUGGAGCUAUUCUCAUAUUGGUAGGGAUGGCUAGCAGCAACUCGGAAAAUGUCUUGACCGUCGACAGGGCUGAACGGACGCUGGAAAACCUCGCUCAUUGUGAGAACAACGUGCGACAGAUGGCCGAGUGUGGCAGAUUGCAGCCCCUUCUGCACCUGCUACUCGAAGGAUCCGCAGAGACCAAACUGUCGAUGGCAGCAUUGCUCGGUGAGCUGGUGCUGAACAAUGAGGUGAAGGUCUUCGUGGCGAGGACGGCUGGCUUCUCACUGAUCAAUCUGAUGAACAGUAGCGAUGUGAAGUCGAGGGAGGCCGCGUUGAAGGCUUUGAACCAGAUCUCGUCGGAUGACACGAGCGCGAAGGUCCUGAUUGAGGCGGAUAUCCUUCCGCCCCUCGUCAAGGAUCUCUUGACCGUCGGGGCCAAGCAGCUGCCGAUGCGGCUGAAGGAGGUUUCCGCAACGAUUCUUGCGAAUGUAGUGAACUCGGGUUACGAUUUUGACUCGAUCGAGGUUGGGCCGGACCACCAGGUCCUCGUGUCGGAGGAGAUCAUCCAUAACCUCCUCCAUCUCAUCAGCAACACAGGCCCUGCGAUUGGGUGCAAGCUUCUCCAAGUGCUCGUAGGGCUCACCAGCUCGCCCUCCACCGUGUACAGCGUCGUUUCCGCCAUCAAAAGCUCCGGCGCUCUCAUCAGCUUGGUGCAGUUCGUCGAGGCGCCUCAGCGAGAUCUGAGGCUCGCCUCGAUCAAGCUUCUUCAGAACCUCUCACCGCACAUGGGGCCGGAGCUGGCCGACUGCUUGCGCGGCGCCUCGGGACAGCUCGGUAGCCUGAUCCGAGUGACGUCGGAGAAUGUGGCGAUAACGGAGGAGCAGGCUGCGGCGGCCGGGCUAUUAGCCGAUCUCCCGGAGAGAGACGCUGGCCUGACGAGACAGAUGUUAGACGAGGGCGCUUUUGAGCUCUUCAUCUCGAGAAUAACGAGAAUCCGGCAAGGCGAGACCCGAGGGAGCCGGUUCAUGACUCCGUAUCUCGAGGGGAUCGUCAAGGUUCUAUCGAGAAUCACAUUCGCCCUAUCCGAUGAGUCAGGUGCCGCCCGUGCACUUUGCAUUGAGCACAACCUCGCCGCCCUUUUCAUCGACCUCCUUCAAAUGAACGGCCUCGACAACGUGCAGAUGGUGUCCGCAAUGGCCUUGGAAAACCUAUCGCAAGAAUCGAAGAACCUGACGAAGCUGCCGGAGUCCGUCCCUCCGGGCUUCUGCGUCUCGGUCUUCUCUUGCCUGAGCAAGCCUCCGGUCAUCACCGGACUCUGCAAGGUCCACCUCGGCAAGUGCUCGUUGAGAGAGACGUUCUGCCUUUUGGAAGGGCAGGCCGUGGACAAGCUCGUCGCGCUCCUCGACCACACCAAGGAGAACGUGGUGGAGGCAUCGCUCGCGGCUGUAUGCACCUUGUUGGACGACGGAGUGGACAUAGACGAGGGCGUCCAUGCGUUGCUCGAUGCCGAAGGAGUGAAGCCUAUACUCGACGUGCUGCUUGAGAAACGGACGGACAGCCUGAGAAGGAGGGCCGUCUGGGCCGUCGAGAGGUUGCUGAGGAACGAAGAGAUCGCCUACGAAGUGUCGGGCGAUCCCAAUGUCAGCACGGCCCUCGUGGACCUGUUCCAGCACGGAGACUUCCGGACCCGGCAGAUUGCCGAGCGCGCGUUGAAGCACGUGGACAAGAUCCCAAACUUCUCCGGUAUCUUUGCAAACAUCUCUUGAUGAAUUUGGAAUCAAUAUAGUUUGUGAAGAAAGUAUUUAGUUGCAGGUAAAUAACUUUUGUUUUUCUUUUGUAUUGAUUGAACAUUUUUUUCUUCCCAUUUUUGGAAUGUAUCUGUGUUUAUUGCAAUAAUUCCUUGUUGUAUUUUGUUUACUAGUCUUAAUAUAAAGAUUCUGCACUGUUUUCACAA
Molecule: messenger RNA, 2886 nt
Organism: Salvia hispanica
Lineage: Eukaryota; Viridiplantae; Streptophyta; Magnoliopsida; Lamiales; Lamiaceae
Product: U-box domain-containing protein 44-like
Biological process (GO): protein ubiquitination
Molecular function (GO): protein binding; ubiquitin-protein transferase activity
Source: RefSeq, a predicted model, not a curated record